AGGGUUACAUUCACAUUUAUAAAUAAAGAUGGUUCAAAAACAGUAGUUUCAGAACCAGUCGGUACAAAUGUUUUAGAAGCAGCUCAUGACAAUGAUGUUGAUUUAGAAGGUGCUUGUGAAUGUUCAUGUGCAUGUUCAACAUGUCAUGUUCAUGUUCAACAAAAAUACUUUGAUAUGUUACCAGAACCAACUGAUGAAGAAAAUGAUAUGUUGGAUUUAGCAUUCGAUUUAAAAGAAAAUUCUAGAUUAGGUUGUCAAAUUAAAUUAUCAAAAGAAUUAGAAGGAAUGGAAGUUUCAAUACCAUCAGCUUCAAGAAACAUGAGUGUAGAUGGUUAUAAACCACCAAGACAUUAA
Dictyostelium purpureum is the source of this 354-nucleotide messenger RNA. RefSeq lists its product as uncharacterized. Gene Ontology annotation, cellular component: mitochondrion. The annotation marks the transcript as partial. Lineage: Eukaryota; Evosea; Eumycetozoa; Dictyosteliales; Dictyosteliaceae. The transcript has 2 exons. Gene Ontology annotation, biological process: P450-containing electron transport chain; positive regulation of oxidoreductase activity. The record is from RefSeq and is a predicted model, not a curated record. Gene Ontology annotation, molecular function: 2 iron, 2 sulfur cluster binding.